Coniophora puteana RWD-64-598 SS2 is the source of this 1125-nucleotide messenger RNA. Its product is annotated as mannose 6-phosphate receptor domain-containing protein. The transcript is spliced from 7 exons. The coding region runs from base 1 to 1125 and encodes 374 amino acids. Lineage: Eukaryota; Fungi; Basidiomycota; Agaricomycetes; Boletales; Coniophoraceae. The record is from RefSeq and is a predicted model, not a curated record. Gene Ontology annotation, biological process: vacuolar transport.
AUGCGUGUCUCCCUCCAUGCAACCCCCCCAGCGUCGAGGGGUCGCGAGAUUCCCCCUGGCUCUCAGGCGCGCACGCUUCUUGCGCUCGCACCGGCCGUACUGGUGCGCGCCGACGACGCUCCAUGCACCCUGCACGACGGGAACAACUUCUACGACCUCAGCAGGCUCACGGCCAACCAGGACUACAAGAUGACCUCGGAAAGGGGCCACGAUUUCUACAUGAACGUCUGCAGGCCCGUGGUCACCGAGACCUGGAACAUCCAGGUCCCGACUGAGGACGUUGGCGGCUUCAUUCGUCGCGACCAUGGCGACUUCUCCAUAGGGAGAGCAAACGAUACCCUCGCUUUCAAGGAAGGCGACCUGCUCAUGCGCAUGACCGGCGGCACCCCAUGCCCCAACUCCGAUUCCACGGGCAGUGCCACCAUCAGAUUCAUAUGCGAUGAGUCCGUGUAUGCAGCUGGCACCCCAGUCGUGAUAUCCCAAUACCCAGAAGAGGACGACGUAGCGUGCUACUACGAUCUCGAAUGGCGGACCCACUUCGCCUGUCCAAAAGGCGAAAGCUCCAUCUUCCACGGCAUCCUCAUCUUCCUCGUCAUCUUCACCAUAAUAACCCUCAUGCUCCUCAUAGUCGGCAGCACCCUCUACAACCGCUUCGUCCUCCGCCGCACAGGCUACUCCCAGCUCCCCACCUUCUCCCCCUCCAACCCCACAGCAUCCCUAUCCGACGCCCUCUCCCUCCUCACCGACAUCGCCCACAUCGCACUCGAGCGCCUCCACGACGCAUGGGACACCCUCGACCUCCGCUCCCGCCUCCACUUCUCCGGCGCCAGUACCGGCAUGGGCGGAGGUAUGGGCGGACGCAUGCCUGGCAGCGGUGGCGCGAGCGGACCGUGGCGCGGCGCAGCGGCGAGGGGCACGACGAACUCGGUGUCGCACCACUGGAACGUGGCCUCGGAGGAAGAGGCGAUGCUCGCGCCGGAGGAGCUCGACGAGCCGUACCUCGCUGGCGUGGACGCGGGCUCGCGCGGACGCGAGUUCCACCUUGCCACGACGGGCGAGGCGGAUGCUGUCGUCUGGGAGGACGAGGAGGAUGCGCGCGGGGGCGAGCCUACUAUUCGAUUGUGA